AUGAACUCCAAAAUCGACGUCCACCACCACAUCUACGCCCCCUUCUACACCGAAGCCCUCAACGCCACCGGCGGCGACCCCUCCGGCUGGUACAUCCCGCCCUGGACGCUCUCCCUCGACCGCGCCCUGUGCGCCCGCAUCGGCGUCCAAACCGCCAUCCUGUCCCCGACCGCGCCCUUCCCGGACAACUUCAAGACCGCGGCGGAGCAGGCGUCGUUCGCGAGGAGGUUGAACGAGUAUAGUGCCAGGAUCCGCGAUGAGGAUCCGGAGCACUAUGGGUUUUUUGCCGCGGUGCCGAGUCCGAGGUUUGGGGAGGAGUGUUUGGGGGAGAUUGGGUUUGCUCUUGGAGAGUUUGCGGAUGGGGUGGUUUUGCUGAGUCGAUAUGAUCCGGAUUUGAUGUAUCUGGGUCACAAGGACUUCGUUCCAGUGUGGGAGGAGUUGAAUCGGAGAGAAGCCGUCGUCUUCGUCCAUCCAACGCACGGCACCGAUACCCGCCUCGUAAACCCCUCCCUUCCCCAACCCAUGUGGGACUACCCGCAUGAAACCGGCCGCACAGCAAUCGACCUCAUCACCUCGAACACCCUCCGGCACCACGCCUCAUCCUGCAAAAUCAUCCUCUCCCACGCCGGCGGCACGCUCCCCAUGCUACUCGGCCGCGCAGCAGGCAUGCAGCGCUUCACCGACUUCGGCGGCGCCCACAAGAAAACGCGCGAGGAGAUCUACGAAGAAGCCGGGUGGUUCUACUACGACACGGCGCUUUCGUCGGAUCCGGGACAGUUGGCGGCGCUGCAGGCGGUGGCGGGGAGGGAUCAUAUUUUGUUUGGGAGCGAUUUUCCGAAUUGUCCGGAGGAGGCGAUUGUGUUUUUUACGCAGCAGUUGGAGGGGAGUGCGGUGUUGAGUGAGGAGCAUAGGGAGGGGAUUGAUGGAGGGGCCGGAAGGAAGUUGUUUCCGAGGUUGGCGAAGUCAUGA
Messenger RNA from Zasmidium cellare ATCC 36951, 969 nucleotides. RefSeq lists its product as uncharacterized. The transcript has 4 exons. Gene Ontology annotation, molecular function: hydrolase activity; carboxy-lyase activity. The record is from RefSeq and is a predicted model, not a curated record. Gene Ontology annotation, cellular component: cytosol; cytoplasm. Gene Ontology annotation, biological process: secondary metabolic process. The coding region runs from base 1 to 969 and encodes 322 amino acids. Lineage: Eukaryota; Fungi; Ascomycota; Dothideomycetes; Mycosphaerellales; Mycosphaerellaceae.